AUUACAGUCAGACAUUUUAAAUGCUCCUGCUUUAAGAAGUUUGUUCGUUCCUUGUCAAGCCAGCUGCACAACACCCCGGUUCUCUCGAAUAUACCCCCUUCCUUCGGACCGGCUCGAGUGAUAAUCAUUGGUACUGGUGAUCUGUCUCACAUUCCCACGUACGCCAGAUAG
Messenger RNA from Aspergillus vadensis CBS 113365, 171 nucleotides. RefSeq lists its product as uncharacterized. NCBI's taxonomy places the organism in Eukaryota, Fungi, Ascomycota, Eurotiomycetes, Eurotiales, Aspergillaceae. The record is from RefSeq and is a predicted model, not a curated record. The annotation marks the transcript as partial. The transcript has a single exon.